Messenger RNA from Manis pentadactyla (Chinese pangolin), 608 nucleotides. RefSeq names its product protein YIPF7-like. Gene Ontology annotation, cellular component: trans-Golgi network. NCBI's taxonomy places the organism in Eukaryota, Metazoa, Chordata, Mammalia, Pholidota, Manidae. The coding region runs from base 1 to 351 and encodes 116 amino acids. The record is from RefSeq and is a predicted model, not a curated record. Gene Ontology annotation, biological process: endoplasmic reticulum to Golgi vesicle-mediated transport; vesicle fusion with Golgi apparatus. The transcript is spliced from 3 exons.
AUGAUGGCAGGAAAAGUUCAGUUUGGUUAUGUGUAUGGCAUGAGUGCCAUUGGCUGCCUAGGGAUUCACACCUUAUUAAACUUGAUGAGCUCUUCAAGGGUGUCCUAUGGCUGCGUGGCGAGAGUGCUGGGUUACUGCCUGCUCCCCAUGGUCGUCCUGUCCAGCUGUGCCAUCUUCUUUUCUCUGCAGGACACCUUUGGAACUGUGCUGGCCCCGGUCAUCAUUGGCUGGUGUAGUCUGUCAGCUUCCAAAAUCUUCAUUUCAGCCUUGGACAUGGAAGGACAGCAGUUUCUUGUUGCCUACCCUUGUGCCUUACUUUAUGGACUUCUUGCUCUCCUCACAGUUUUCUAAAGAGUAUUCGAGAUACUGUUUACAAAAUUCCGUUUGUUUGCUAUUCAGAUUAUGCUGGAAAUGUGUUAGCAUUUGAACAUGGUAAUAUGAUUUCUGUUUUAUUGCUGUUGAGAGAAUAACAAGCAGAGAGACAAAACCAUUUCAGGAUGUUUCUGUAAUAACUUGUUUGGUUUGAAUGAUGUUUUGCUUUUCGGUUUGGUUCAAUAAAACAUUUUAAAACACUUAAAAAUAAAAAGGGAUUUAGUUGUACCAAUGGA